UGCAAAUCAAAUUAGAUUAGACACAAUCUUUGAAACUUGAAAACAUCAUAUGCUCUCAUCUCAGUCACCAGAGUCGCGCUUCUCACAGCUCUCCGCCCCCGUUCCCAUUUCGCUACAAUGCCGAUCAACCCAGAUUCCACGCCGCCUCCGAGGAUCGGAAAGAUCGGCCCCUACACCGUCUUCAUAACUCCUCCAUCCACCCCUUCACCCCACACUCCUUCCAAGUCCAUGGCUUCUCCGAUGCAGUCACCGGCCCCGGCAAAGAUCCCUCCGUCGGAAGCGGCGCUCAAGACUCCACCUCCGGUCAUGGUACCCCCCAAACAAUAUGAGACCCGCUCCACCAAGCCCCGAUCGAGUUCUGGGGUUUUCUGGGACGCUGUAGCUAAAGUUCAAAACGCGCACGCAAGUCUGGAUGAGAACGUGGCGUAUUGGUUCGGGUUGAAUCAAUCAAAGUAUCAGUGGGCGCUCGAUGAUUACUACGAGAGCAAGGGAAUUGAUCCAGCAGAGGCAAAAGCUAGAGCUAUAACAAGCAAAGUAGAUAGUGUUUAAUGCGCCUAUUUUGCCGGGUCUAUCUCGAAAUGCAGUCUGCAAGGCGUUCCCAACAAGUAGAUGUAACAUAUGCAUUAGCAGUACUUGUGUACUAUAGAGCUCAUUUGUCCACCAACGCCCUAGAGUACGGCUGUUGAUUUUUUAUUAGCUGCAGCCUGCAAGGAUGCAGCGACUAAAUAUUUUGUGGUGUGUUUUUGCCUUUGGCAUUGACCCAUCUGAAUCUUUCUUCAAUUUGCUUGAAGCAUUUGUUUGUUAAUAAACAUGUUGUAUGAGUAGCGCAUUGGUUCAAGUUGCUUCAUCAUACAUUGCUACAUCAAGAAAGAACGGUCUUAUUUCUUCUUAGUUAUUCAUAUUUCAUAUGGUGAAACUGAUUUCUUUCCCUUUAUUUUUGGGAAAAGAGGCUGGAUAAGUACUCGAAUUCGUCUGUUGUGGAGUUGCGGAAUUAAAAGUACACUAAAUAUUUUGUUCAGGACAAGUACUUUGACAUGUCUGGUGCAAUAUUGUAUAUGGACGAGUUUAGAUACCAUGUAAACUCUGAGUCUCUUUGGUGGGACGAAAAUCGGCUGUUUUAGUUGAUUGUGCUGUAAUAUAUGAAAUUCUGGC
Messenger RNA from Cuscuta epithymum, 1152 nucleotides. The record is from the annotation of a GenBank genome assembly. NCBI's taxonomy places the organism in Eukaryota, Viridiplantae, Streptophyta, Magnoliopsida, Solanales, Convolvulaceae.